Trichoderma asperellum CBS 433.97 is the source of this 1392-nucleotide messenger RNA. RefSeq lists its product as uncharacterized. The record is from RefSeq and is a predicted model, not a curated record. Gene Ontology annotation, biological process: regulation of DNA-templated transcription. Gene Ontology annotation, molecular function: zinc ion binding; DNA-binding transcription factor activity, RNA polymerase II-specific. Lineage: Eukaryota; Fungi; Ascomycota; Sordariomycetes; Hypocreales; Hypocreaceae.
AUGGGCUUGAAAUGUCCUGGUGCCCGCACAGACGCCUUCUUUGUCCACACAGUCGUCCCUGAUGCUUCAUUGCGUGAUUCAUCAUCAGCUGCUGUCACAACCAUCAAGUCGGCGUCGUCACACAAGACGGUGAUGGUGCAUUUGCCGCAGCUUCCGUCAUGGCAGCCAUCUCGCGCCGACGCCUUUGACCAGCUCUUUGUAUCUCACUUCGUCGACUGCUUUUUCGGCCGGGCUCGGCCAUCUUUGCCUAUUCCUCACGGUACACCCAAGAUUUGGCUUCACGAGCUCCCCGGCUUUCUCGCCUCUCCCAACCCGUCUCCCGUCCAGUGCUCCAUCCGCGCAGCAUCCAUGCUCAGCUACGGCACGGUUACUGGAGAUGUAUCCAUCAAGACCGAGGCUUGCAGAUGGUACAUGAGGGCACUGCAGAGCUUGCGGUAUCUGCUGUCGCUUGAGGAUUCGGGUUCAUCUUUGUAUUCCCCGGAAAGCACGGUAUGCGCGGCUGUCAUGCUCAUCCACUUUGAAACUACGGCCGGAACCAGCCCAAAGGCAUGGCUGCCGCACGUCAACGGUGCGGCUUCGCUACUGGAAGCUCAAGGGCCGGAGCGCUGCCGCGAUGGGUUUAUGCAUCAGAUAUUCAGGCAUUUGCGGCUGCAGACGUUCGUCGCAGCAAUGUCUGAUAAUAGGCUUCACCCUUUUGCCUCGCCGCAAUGGACGACGGUUCCCUUUGAGAUCCAUCCAAAGCUAAUCUUUGACAACCUGAUCGACAUUCUCUUUGCUGUACUAAGAUGCUUGUCAACGGCAAAUGAUCUCAUUUCAUCUAAUGUCAACCACAUGCGACAGCUGCAAGCCGAACUCAGCAAUCACAUCCAGGACGCAAGGCUUCAAAUGCACGAGUGGAGAUCAGAAGCCAUGCUCUAUACUUCUCGGAGAGAAGAUGAUCAAAGCGCCUCAGUCUCUGAAGCUGAACAGGAUAUUACGACAUCUUUGGAUGCUCGUCAUUUCAUGCUGCCAUAUACUGAUAUUCCAUCAGCGGCAUUGGUCUCAUUCUACGAUGCUGCCAAUAUCAUUGUACUUCGCCUCCUACACCUGGUUUCUCCCACAGCAUCUUUAUAUGAUGCGCGCAUUCAACAACACACACAAUCAAUCCUGUCUGCACACGAGAUGAUUAGCGAAAAGUCCGGCCCUGAGCCAAGCCGCGGCUCCAUCAUGCUGGUCCAGCAAUUAAAGAUUGCUGCCUUGUGGAGCGUGUCUUCGCAGCAGAGGGCGGUGGCAGUGAAUAUGCUCCAAGGCUUUCGAAAGGGAGGCUUCGCAGGCAUUUCGGCGCCAUCUCACGAGUAUUUUGCCGAUGUGGCGGCCCAUAUUCUUCGCAAUUACCCCGUUGAAGCGACUUGA